UAAGAUUAUAACCUUCACGAGGUCAGGACUGUUGUAUUAGACUUCAUUAGAUACAUCAUUAAUCAGGUGUACCUAAUAAACUGCCUGUUGAGUGUAUUUCAAGCGAAUGUCCCCAAAAAAGUAUUUUACUUUGAAAGUGGUGACCGGAAGUUUUCAUUACUCCAGCUGGUUUUCCUGAGGCGACAAGUGAGCGGCACCGGCCCCGCGCCAGUCACAUGGCUAAAUAUGGGUGCAGGGGGUUCGGUUUGCCGGUCAAAUACGUGACAUGGAGGCACAAGUUUUAAUCUGAAAGUUAGCUUAGUUAUUAAGAGAAAGAGGAACACGCAUCCCGGGACAAAGGUUAACUAACCGUGUGACUCCCGCCCGCAGGGAACUUUCGCUUCUCCGUUAAGUUUUCUCGGAUGUCUGUUCCUGAAAACGCCGCUGUUGUUGUUGAAAACGCAGCGGGCAGGAUACUCCGUGGUGUUUUAACUCGGUGCAGCUUCGGUAUCCAUCGCGUCGUGGCUGAGCUCAACUGCGCAACAAGUUUGUAACUCUCCGGUUGUUUGGUGUAGGAGGGUCCGGAGUGAACAGCUGACUCACCGGCUGAAGGCCGGGCUCCACCAGGGAGACACUGCCGCCGCCCCCGUUAAGAUCCUCCAUGGGUUGACCCCCUGGGCCCCGCUACUUCCCUCACUGUCUGAAGAUGAUCGGGUCACCGGACCUGCUGGCCUUCACCGGCGCCGAGGGUUUCGGCGAAGAACAGGAGGACCAGGAGGCUCCGAGUCUACCUGAGGAGCUCUCUGUUCCCCUUUUCCCCACCUCGCACCCCUGGACCACCUCCGCCCAGUUUAACAGGGACUUCAUACUGGUGGCUGAAUUCUCAGAGCAGGUGGGUCCAAAACCUGUGCUGACCAUCCCGGACGACCCCAGAGUCAUCGGCUCCUUUGACCUCAACCACUUCUCUGUGCGCAUCAUGUCUGUGGACUACCAGGCGUCUGGCCCCGUCCACAGCCCUCACGCCGCCCCCGGACCUCGCCUCAACUUCAGCGAGGACUCCAAAGUGAUCCUGGGAGAUUCGGCAGAGGAUGCUUUUGCAUACGUUCACCACGUGACCCUGUACGACCUGGAGGCUCGGGGCAUGGUGCGUCCUUUCUGCAUGGCCUACGUGUGCUCGGACCAGGCGAAGCUGAUGGAGAACUUCUCUGAACUGUCGACGUGCUUCUCUCUGGCGUCUGACAGCCUCAAGACGGGAAACAGGCAGGCGUUUUCUAUGGAGCUGCAGAGGAAACUACAAGAGCUUGAGUACACACGGCUGACUUUGCUACAGGAGACGGAACGUCUUCCCACGGUAAAUGGAUUUGCAGAAGUUGGAGAAAAGGCCGGUGAGCUUGAAGCUGUAGAGCGUUCGAUCUUAAAUCACAGAGACCUCCUCCGCCAGGUCACAUCAUACCCAAACAGGAAGCUCAAGCAGCCGGACUUUCUGCCAUAUGACCCAGCUGACUCCCUCACUGAUCCCACUGCGUUGCUGCCUCCUGAGCCCUGUCCCUCCACCUCCACCUCCACCUCCUGCAGGUCAGAGCACCGUCUGAAGCCCCUGCAGGAGCUUUGCAAUGCCUACUUCCUCUCCUUGAUGAAGGAGCAGCUGGCAGACACGGAGCGCCGCCUUCGGGGUGACAGGAGCGUCCUGCGAACUGCUCGUGUCUCACAUUUGCUGUCCAGGAGGCUCACGCUCACCAACUUCCUGUUUGAGCUGUGGAGCCCAGAGGACGAGGAGGAGGAGGAGAGGGAGGGCGCAGAGGCAGAGCUACAGAGGGCAACAGCGGGUAAGAGUGGUGUUGAGAUGUUUCAGUCAGAGCCAAUGAGCCUGGAGUCGUUCUGCUCCUGUGUGGAGGAGAUCCCCAUCAAACUGGAGGCAGCAGAGGCUGGGACAGUGACCCCUGACCCUAGCAUUGCCACAGAGAUGACGGGAAGCAUGAGCAGUGGCGACAGCAUUGAAGUGCUCGGGACUGAGAAGUCUUACCGGACACAGCAUGUUGUCGCUGGAUCUGCAGAGACACCGGUUAUGAUGAUGGACGCCUCUGUCAGACGAGCAGCAGUGGACACAGGCGUCAGACGCGUGCGAGCGUACGCCAAGCGAGCUAACAGCGAGGACAGCAUCGAGGUCCUGAGCACCACCGAGUCCAUCUUUCCUGACGACCUCACCGCCAUCACAGAGGAAGAAGCAGAGCACCAAUCUCUGAGCAACGGCUUUCACAAGGAGGAGGAAACAGUGACAGAGAGUAAAGCCGACAGUGUCCUCAAAGACGAGAAAACACAGAAUGGAAGUGAAAACGAAAAAGAACUGCCUGUUCAGAAAGAUGACGGAUGUGUUGAUAAAGACGAGUCUUUAAAGCAAAUAACUGUUGGUGGUGGUGUCAUGGUCAAAGAGGAGCAAGGUGUAGAGUGUCUGACGAAGAAUCAAGUUGAAGAAGGCAACAGUCCUGAGGAGACGUCCAAACUACUGCAAGCUGAAGAAGCAGUGAAGUCAAUGCCAAAGUGGUCUGACGUUCAUCAGACGGUGCAGUCGGUGCCUGACCUCCAUGUGAACUUUGCUCCUCCUGUUGCCCUAGCGGAGGUGGACCGCUGGACUCCACCCUGCGCUCCUCUCAGGCUGCUGAGCAUCGACGAAGCGUCUGACUGCACCAGCUUCACUGGCUCCUCAGAACCCCCGUCCCCCACCCAGAACAUCCACAGCAGCACCCACACAGAUAAGAGGAGGAGGAGGAGGAAGGCUGGACUCCGAGCCCUCAGGUUCCUCAAACAGAACUCGUUCUCCCAGCAUGCUGUGUUUUGUCUCCUAAGCGGCCGACCGCUGGUUGUCAUCGGAGGGGAUGAGAGCCUGGUCAGGAAGCUGGUGGACGCUCUGAGUCUCUUCCUGCCUGCUCCGGGUCCUGAUGGAAAUGCCGUGAUGCCGUGUCUGUGCACGCCACUUCAGCUGACUGACCUGCUCACCUGGAGGCUGAUAGGAAUACACAGGUCGUCUUCCAGCACUUCGUCCACCAUUAUUCACUCUCUGACUCGCUAUAGCCGUUACUUGUCCCUGCUGGACCUGGACCAGAGGACUCUGCGCUGUCCGUCAUACUCAGGUUCUGUCAUCAGCAGACUGGCUGAUCCACACACCGGCAUUAGCCGGGGCAUCACCUACCUGCUGCACCUGGAGAGCUGCCUGACUGUGCUGGCCAACCAGGCUCUGCUGUACACGUUUAAACCUGCUUUACAACGUCCAAACGUUGCUGGAGGGAAGAGUGGUACAGAGGGAGAGGAUUUCCUGUUGGCACGAGGACUCUGCAGCAGUGAGAGUGAUUUGAGGGUGAUGGAUUUCCUGUCUGACCUCAUCAAACAACGCCACGCAGGACGUGGACCACCGGUUUUAAGGUUUUCUUACAGCUCAGUGCAACUCCACAGAAAUACACACACAACAUAGAGUCCACAACACACUGGAUAAACAGAAUACCCACAACAAUAUGCACUGAUUCCUCUCUGAUUUGGACUGACACAGCAGGUCACACAUCAUCUGCCACUGUGAACACGCUAAAACACUUUUAAGGUUUUUAUCUGCUGUGUUUAAAAGUUAGUGUGUAUGCAUGAUUCCUGCUCUGUCAUGAUGCUGUGUAUCUGGAUUACUGUAAUUGGUGCACUAGUGCCUCACUGGCACCAAAAACCUUUACAUGCUGGCAGCAUCUACAGCUAAAGUACUGUUUUCUUUUUUGUGUUUUUAAAAUGUAGGCUGUGUAAUUUAAGCUAAUUGAGCCACAUAUAUACAUCAUGCAAUUUAAAAAAUUUACUUUUAUAGAUCCGAGAGUACUGUGAAGGCAGUGUGGUACUGAGGCUUGUGUAUGUUAGAUUUUAGUACGUCAGCACUUUUAUAAAAACAUGUUGCUCUGUCAUUUAGCUCUGAACUAGCUAAGCUGCAGUUUACAGUUGCGAAACGUUUAUUUUUAAAGUUGACGUUUCAGCAAAAUUUUGACUGCUCAUCAUUACAGUCCAUCAUCCCUUGCUACUACCUCUCUGCCUCUCUUGCUGCAGGUACUGGUAACGGGUGGGAUUCGAAACCCUAGACACUGUAAUGCCAGCACCUUAGAGGCAUUGAACAAAUCCACCACACGACCAGGCCCCUUCAGAUUGCUCUCAGAACACUUCAGAAUGUGAGCUUGAUCAGACAAAGUCAAUCAAAAUCUAAUCAGUUCAUCCAGUCCAAGUUCCUCUAAAGACAUCCAAUUCCAAAGCAUGUCAGAUGGCUAGUAUUUGUUUUUGUUUAAAUAGCUUUUCAGUUAAAUUUCACUAAUUAGCAGUGAUGGAGGAAGUAUUGAGAUGCAUUAUUUUAAAAAAAAGUAUAAUACCACAUUGUAAAAAUACUCAGUCAAAGUCCCACUUAAGUAAAACCAGUGUGAAGAUAAGUAUUCAGUCUGAAAUGCUGCAGAAUAGAAGUAUAAAGUAGCAUAAAAUGGAUAUAAUCAACUGGGAUACAAGUAACUCACUUUCCUUGGUAGAAAGUAACUAAGAAUAUUUGCUCAAGUACUGUACUCCUGUAUAGUUGAGGUACUUCACCUGAAUAAUUCCAUGUUAAGAUACUUUAUACUUAUAUUUUAUACUAGGGAAAUACUGUACUUUUUACUCAACAUUUAUUUGAAAGCAUUACUUUUAUGUUUUGAUUGUGUUUGUAUUAAUACAAAACAUAAUCAAUACAGAAAUGAUGUGUUUUUAUAUAUCAUUCUACCUUGCAGCAUAUGAAGUAGUUAUGGUGGAGCUACUACCUUUACUACUUUAAGUAUAUUACCUAUGUAUUUGUACUUCAGUAAACUUCUGAAUGUAGGGUUUUUACUCCAUAACAGUAUUUCUACACUGUGGUAUUGCUACUUUUACUUCAGAAAAAAGAGGCUUUUAAGCUUUAAACUGCAGCUGAGACAGUGCAACAGCUUCCCUCUGGUAAACACUGUACUUUCAUGUUUGUAAUUUUAAUGAUGCAAAUAUGAGCCGAUUUGAACAUGUGUGUAUUUACUCUGAAAAUAAAGUUGUACAUUUUACACUCAAAA
This is a messenger RNA of Lates calcarifer (barramundi perch), 5054 nucleotides long. It is a transcript of the gene smcr8b, whose product is annotated as Smith-Magenis syndrome chromosome region, candidate 8b. NCBI's taxonomy places the organism in Eukaryota, Metazoa, Chordata, Actinopteri, Centropomidae. The transcript is spliced from 5 exons. Gene Ontology annotation, molecular function: GTPase activator activity. Gene Ontology annotation, cellular component: guanyl-nucleotide exchange factor complex. Bases 686 to 3445 code for a protein of 919 amino acids. The record is from RefSeq and is a predicted model, not a curated record.